GAGGUCGUGAUUCGGGUUAGAAAUAAACUCUGCGACUAAAAUCCGAAGGGAAAAAAAAAGAAUAAGGAUGGAAUUAUUGCGAAAUAUUGAAGAAGCCUGAAAGUUACAAUACUUCCAUCUGUUGUUUUUCUACACGUCAGUCGGACAAAUUCCACCCGAUAUGAACAAAUAAAUCCUUAACACUCUGUUUAGAGUUUCUUGCUUUAAUGAACACAAGAAAAGAGGAUUGAUUUCUCCAGAAGCAGGCAGCUCGCAGGCCAGGAGCAGUCAGACUGAACGUGAACAGACUCGUUGGUGAAAAAGCCAAUUAACCUGAACGAGGAAAGAUGCAGUACUGCAUAGAAAAAAAAGUUCGCUCCAGGCAGCUAUUCAUUUCUCUUCAUUCAAAUGAUACAUUAGAGAAAUUCAUAAGCCUCCAAAACAUGAGCUGAAAAGCGUGUUACUCUUUUGUUAGGGGGAGGAACAGCAUCAUAAGGCACAUUUCCAUCACAUUUAGCAGUUAUUUUUUUCCCUCUAGAGCAAGACAGUAACAAGACACGGCUCUUAUGCCUGAACUAACAUUACAGUCCCUCCAGAAAUUUGCAGAUUUUUUAUUUUUGUAUGUCCAAAAAGUUUUCAUUUAAGAGGUUUUUGUGCAAAUUCUUAAAAGAAAGAAAACUACUUAAACUGGCUAAAAUUACACAUACACUUCUGCCUGGGACAACGCAUGUAAUCAGACUCUAUGAUCUCUGUACUCAUGUUAGAUAUUUCAUCUUUGACGACCUUCACAUGCACACGAGAUGUCCGGCGCUGUGUUUAUCCAAUCAUAUGAGAAUACAGCUCAUGAGUUUCAGUUAUUGUUCAUAUGAAACCUAUGAAAUAAGUGACUCUCAGUGACUCUGACUGUGGUUGAUGGUGCCAGAUUUGAUCACCGGGUUUUCUCACGAAAGAGUUUAGACAGAAUGGUGUGAAAAACUAAAAACAUCCAGUCAGCGGCAGUCCAGUGGGCGGAGACUCCUCGUUGAUGAUAGAGGUCCGAGAUGAACAGUCAGACUGGUCAGAGCUGACAGGACGUCUGCGGUAACUCGAAUAUCCGCUGUAUACAACCACAGUGAGUAGAAAAACAUUUAAACUUCGCAACAUGUCAAACCUUGAGGCGGAUGGAUUACAACAGCAAAUGAUCACAUCUGCUUCCACUCCGGUUGACCAAAAACAGGAAACUGUGGUUGCACUGGACACCAGUGCUGGGCAUUUUAAGAGUGGGGGGAGGGGGGAGGCCAGGAUCCGACAACAUGGAUACUAAAGCAUGUGUAUUUUUCAUUGUCUGGACAAAUAUUGACUCUCUCUGGAGUCCCUGCGUUCACAUUUAAACUCUGAUCCCAUCAGCCGAAUCCGAAUGCUCUCAGUGAUGAAACCGUUAGAGACUUCACAGAGCAGGUUGCUUGGUAGAACUUGCCGGUGGCCCUGUGCGCCCAUAACGUGCAUCUGGAAGAGAGUGUGAAGGUUAUUCUGUCCUUGUGUGCUUUGAUGCAUGUGCGGCCUGCCGGUGUGCGUCAGCAGCACAGCUGAUGAUGAGUAAGCCUGUGUUUUCUAGCACACUGCAGAUCACCCCUCUGUCCCCACAAGACAUUUAACUCGAGCAUGUUUGGAUGGUUCGAGGGGAGAAGCUAAUAUAAAAUGCAUUCGAAUGCCUUUCUGCAGAGUGACCGUACUUAUUGACAUCAAGCACCUUUAAUACAUUAAGGUCUUGUCUCUUCGGUGGCAGGACUGGUGAGAAAAAAUGGAAUUUUGUAUUUCUGGUAAUUAGUGAUCUAAAAUCUAAGGAAAAUGGUUGCAUUGAAGGAAAAUACACACACAUACGGUCCAAAUGGCAUCACGUUUCAUAGCUAGCUAUGCUUUUUAAAGCAACAUUGCAACUGGCUGAUGCAAAUUCCACAAACAAGUAUACAUUCAUGAGUUCAUUCUCUAGCUUUCUAACAAAUUAGGGAUAAAUGACAUUGGCCUGCUUUAUAUAAAAUGUGCUUUCCUUUUCCCCCCUUCCCGUCCCGUCCCUUCCCUACUUCUUUUCCCGUCCCUUCCCUACUUCUUCUUUUCCCUUCCCUUCCCUUUUCGUCCCUUCUUCUUCCCUUCCCUUCCAAUUCAAUUCAAUUUAUUUGUAUAGUGCUUUUAACAACGGACCUUGUCUCAAAGCGGCUUUACAGCUUUCCCUACUUCUUCCCUUCCCUCCCUCCUUACUUCCCUUCCCUCUUUCUUCCCUUCCAAUUCAAUUUAUUUCUGUAGCGCUUUUAACAAUGGACCUUGUCUCAAAGUGGCUUUACAGCUUUCCCUUCUUCCUUCCCAUCUUCCUUAACGUCUUCCUUUCCUUCCAUUUCUUUCCUCCCAUUUCUUUCCUCCCUCCUUACUUCCCUUCCCUACCCUGUCCUUUUUUUUCCCCCCUUCCUCCUUCCCUUCCUUUCCUUCCCUUCCAAUAAACACACAUUAUAAAAUAUGUAAACACAGCAAUUCAACUGUAAUAAAAUCUUAAAUAUUCAUCAUUUCCAUGAUUGCUGGAGUUGUGGAUUAAAACGCUGAAGGCAGAUGAGUAAAAAUGCUUUUGAAUUGAAUUUGGUUUCAAAUUUAUUGGGGUUUUCAACCCCAACCCACCCCCCAAAAUAUAUCCAUGUUGUAUUUAGUUUAUUCUUCCUACAGUGAAAUAGGAAACUAUGUUGUGGCUCAUUUUUCCGCAGUAAAUUUUGGUGCAUGGUUCUGAACCCACUGCUCCCUAGUGGACACAUUUGUCCCUCAUAGUGUUGUAAGACUUCACCCUGUCCACGAUGCUCUGUCGUACUCGCACCAACAUGCCAGGGAAAGUAUAAAUCAGAUUUUUUCAACUCCUGCAAGCAAUAAAAGCUUAAACUCCAUCAGUCCUAAAUCAUUGUUUUUUGGUAAUACAUUAUUAGACUCUUUCUGGGCAGUUCGUAAUUACGAGGUGGGAAGUUGUAAUUACGAUAUCGGGCGAUUCGGUCUGUGUGAGAUGGAGGUGUACCUUCUCUUAAUUAACUACUUAGAAAAUACAGCAAGGUUUGUAACUCUCAGAAUGCACAUCAGGUUGUCUUGCUUUUAAUCAAUUUCUGAAUCCAGUGUAAACUUUAUGGUUCCGUAUUAUACUGUAAUUGUACGUUGCUGUUGUAUGAGCACGAAUCCAGCGUCUGAGAUGAGUAAUUGUCCGGUUACCGCAAAUUUCCGUCACCUCCAGACGUUGCAUCCAUUGAUUCCACCAUGUUUUCUGACACACACCGCUAACUUGGAAACUUUCCCCACUCUUAAUUAUGACUCUUCAUGCAACAUGUAAAUACGUGACUUGAACACACCAUAUUUCUUCCAUGUAACUGCACUUCCUGUCUGUCACCAUGUAUCCAGGCUGUUUUUGUACCUGAAGAUGGGGCGUGAUUGUCUGAUGAUUGUGCAUUGACGUAUCACGUGAGAUAUACAUACAGAAAUCCCGCCACUUCCGACCCGACAGUCCUGACACAGUGCUUACUGUGCGUUACUUGAUGCACAAUGCCCAUAGUGGACAAGCUGAAGGAGGCCCUGAAGCCGGGCCGAAAGGACUCUACCGAUGAGGGAGACCUUAAUAAGCUGCUCUCCUCCUCGGCUAAGAAGGUGCUGCUGCAGAAGAUCGAGUUCGAGCCGGCCACCAAAGGCUUCAGCUACCAGCUGGAGACGCUCAAGACCAAGUAUGUGAUCCUGAACCCCAAGACCGAGGGUGUGGUGCAGAGAGCGGCCGAGCCCACACCAAUCAAGAGGCAAGGCUCUGAAGGCCUCAGUGGAGGUCAGGGUGACGGCAUCCCGGCACCUCAGAAGCUGCUCUUUCCAGGGAACAAACUCUCCAUGAAGUGGGAGCGAGUGUACCGGGUGGGAGCGGGCCUCCACAACCUGGGCAACACGUGCUUCCUGAACUCCACCGUGCAGUGUCUCACAUACACGCCACCGCUCGCCAACUACCUGCUGUCCAAGGAGCACAGCCGCUCCUGUCACCAGACAGGUUUCUGUAUGAUCUGCAUCAUGCAGAACCAUAUCAUCCAAGCCUUCGCCAACACCGGCAACGCCAUCAAGCCCGUGUCGUUUAUCCGUGACUUGAAAAAAAUUGCUCGCCACUUCCGGUUCGGCAGCCAGGAGGACGCCCAUGAGUUUUUGCGCUACACCAUCGAUGCCAUGCAGAAAGCCUGCCUUAACGGUUACCCAAAGUUGGACAGGCAGACGCAGGCCACCACACUGGUUCACCAGAUCUUUGGGGGUUACCUGAGGUCAAGAGUGAAAUGUUCUAUUUGUAAAAGUGUGUCAGAUACAUACGAUCCCUACCUGGACAUAGCUGUUGAGAUUCGGCAAGCAGCCAAUAUUGUUCGUGCUCUGGAGUUGUUUGUCAAGCCGGAUGUCUUGAGCGGCGAGAACGCCUACAUGUGUGCCAAGUGUAAGAAGAAAGUCCCGGCAACAAAACGAUUCACGGUUCAUCGGACGUCGAACGUGCUCACGCUCUCCCUCAAACGCUUCGCCAACUUCAGUGGAGGAAAGAUAACCAAGGACGUUGGCUACCCAGAGUUCCUGAACAUUCGUCCAUACAUGUCUCAAAACUCAGGAGACCCGGUGAUGUAUGGCCUUUAUGCAGUCCUGGUGCACUCUGGGUACAGCUGUCAUGCUGGUCAUUACUACUGUUAUGUAAAGGCCAGCAAUGGGCAGUGGUACCAGAUGAACGAUUCGAUGGUACAUUCCAGUAACAUCAAGGUCGUGCUCAAUCAGCAGGCUUACGUCCUCUUUUACCUGAGGAUUCCUGAAAAGAAGAACACGGACAGUUCAGGUGUAAAGCAGAACUUGGUGCAUUCUGGAAGGAGUAACAUGACCCCCGAGCAGCUGAAGAAAAUACCACUAAACGGGCCUUUGUCCUCUCCGCAGAUCACCAAGAAGGUGGACACCGCUCAGCUGAGGAAGAUCCAGUCUGUGGACGGAGGGCUGGGCGUGCCGUUGGCGCGUAACGGCUCGGGCAUCCAAUCGCCCAAACUGGCUAACGGAACCCCGAGGGUGGCGGGUGGCCCAACGCUCAUCGAGGAGCCCAUCAAGAAGCUAAAGAAGCCUCCUGCUCAGCCACAGAGCCGCAACAACAUUCCUGCCUCCUCCAACGGCGUCGCCAAGUCCGAGCAGGACAAGGGGAGCAGCGGCGAGGGGCGGAGCCUGGCCGUGUCUACCUCACUCAAGUCCCUUGCAUCAGAGUCCUCGUCAGCGGACACCUCGUCUGAGUCCAAGGAUUCGAUUGGCACCAGGAGUGCUCCCGCGGGAGACGUGGCUACACCUGCCAAGAGCAUCGUAAACAGAACGGCCUCUCCGGCUAAAAGCACCGAGCGGCUUGCUGCUGAGGAUCAGAAGUCGGCCAAGCUGAAACCUCCCGCCCUCAACAACAUCGCAUCCGAACAAACCAGCACCAUGUCGCCCCCUCCUGCCAAGAGACUGGCACUGUCUGCCAAGAAGGCCAGUCCCAGUCCCAGUCCCAGUCCGAACCAGAACAGCAGCAGCAGCAGCCACAGCACUGAGGCUCCGUCCUCGUCAUUGCAUCAUCAGUCCUGUGACCCUAUGCAUUCAGCUCUACUUCACCCUCUGACCCCCACCUCACCUUCCCAAUACCACAGGAUUCCAUUCCAUUCUGCCAAGCAGCCUCAGCAUGUACCUCAUCUCUUUAAAAAUGCAAGUCUAUCUAAGGAGCCGUCCUCCUCCUUCCCCUCUCCUUUCUCCUCCUCCUCCUCCUCCUCCUUUUUGAAGAAUCCCACACUUUCUUCUCCAGUCAGCAGGCUUCACCCCUGCCCUGCCAGCAACUGCGGACCAAUCCAGAGCCAGAAAACCACCGAAUCUGCCACAGGGUUUGCCGAUGGCCUCACCAAUCCAACCUUAAAAAAAAAGAAGAAGAAAAAAAAGCGGCGCCAUUCUGAAAUGGAAAACCCCGUUGCUGAGCUUCCUGCCAAAGUAGAGCAAGAGAUGCCAGAGCUCACAGCUGAAAGGAGAAAGGUAAAAAAGCGCAAGAAACGGAAACGAGAAGAGCAGCCAAACAGCGUGACUGUUCAGAGAGAAGACGUGCAGUGCCAUCUGGAGCCAUCGGGUCAGGAUGAAGACUGGUGCCUCGGAGAGACGUGGAGUAUAAACCCAAAUGGAAGUUCAGAAAGGCCAAAACAGCAACCACAGCCGAGCACAGAGCCAAAACCAUCUGAGACCCAAGAGCAAAUUCAGCCAGUGUUGUGUGAGACUCCACAGAACCAUCAUGACUCCACUGUUAAAAAGAAAAAGAAGAAGAAAAAGCACAAAGAGAAGCUGAAUGAUGAUAACAUCAAGCAUGAGUCUUCUGAAAGAAAAGCUGAGAUGACAGAUAUAGACACAGAGUCGCUGGAUUUGAGUGCCUCAAAGAAAAAAGCCAAGAAGAGGAAAAGAGAAGCACACCAGAGAGAGGCUGAGGAUGCUCAGGGGGACAAUGCUGGAGAGGAGUCACUUAGUCAGACCAACCACGUGGUGCUGGAGAAGACCUGCAAACCCAGCACAGCUGCAGUGGUGGUCUGGGACAGCCAGGUUCAGGACGGAUAUAAGCGCAGUAGAGACACUGCUGAUCCAGAGCAGGCAUCCAAGAAAGAGUCUCGUCCCGCUGCUGCAGCCUGGGACGGCAAGAAGAGCUCUAGUGUAGUCGAGGAACUGCUUAAGAACGCCACCGAUAAAGCGUACGGAACUGAAGUCUUCAGUUGGGAUGGAGAGCGCUCUGCUAUCAGUAGAGAUGCCAUGCAGGAUACAUGCGAUGCCAAACACGACACCGUAAUCGACGAAUGGGAUGAAGAGUUCGACAGUGGCAAGGUAAAGAAGGUGAAGAAGUUUAAGAAAGAAAGGAGAAGUGCUAACGUCUUCCAGAAGAUCCAGGAUCGGCGUAACAUGUGGUCUGUCACACCAGGAGGAAGGAGGAACAGCUGGGGUCAUCGCUACUGACAUGAUGGAUUCGAGAUCCUGUUCACACACACCCUGGCUCGACCGUCUUAUUGGAGAAGAAGCUGCAUGAUCUCUCUGAGAAUGUUCCAGAAUUGCAGGAGGCUCGUGUGGUGGGGGGGGAAGUCAAAAACACAUCGAUGAGACCAAAGCCAUCUGCAAGGGCUGAAGUCCAGUAUGAAUCAAUUGGGCCUAGGUUUGAGCCAAACCAGUGUAUUGUGGUGUCAGGUUCCAACCACCAUAAUAAACUAUUUUAGCCACAUAUAACUUGAGUCCAUGGUGAAAUACUGUACUGUAUCUUGUUGUAUCAGGAAAGCAGGCAAUUAUUCCCCGAAGACUGAUAAAAUGGUGGGUAAUGGUGCUGUUAUUAUUGGCCUACACUACUGCCUAGACUAAUGACGAGAGAAACGACAUCACAAAGAAUGAAUCUGCUUCCCCUCCCUAUUCUUAAAGAUUUGUUUCACUUUAUUACAUAUUAGAUAUAACAUAAUCCCAAUGGCCAGUGAUCUACUACAUAAAAGCUAUGUAAGGCCUGCAGUCUUGCUCAAUUUUAAUUCCGUUAACGAUUUUUUUUUUUUAUUAUAUGAGCCUCAUUGAAUCCUCCCUAAAUCCUCCAUGUUGCCUGCUUAUUGCAUCGAAUAUUGUUGAAGAAAAUGUGGUUCCUAUUAUAUCUAUUAUAAUCUAAUAUCCAAAAAUGACAAGCUUAAUGUUUCACCAUUAGAAUGAAUGGACAAACUGUCUAUCUGUAACCUGUCUAAAGUCCAGGCUGCUUCAAUAUAAAAACAUAUCCAUCCAUCUCAUCGCCGGAGAGGCUGCGACGGCAGAGCUCCAUCCAUUAGAAAAGCGCAGGGAAGGUUCUAGUGUGUAUUUCACAUUAUACAUGCCAAUGCCACUGUUUCUACUCUCUAUGCAAGUCAGACAGGUCUUUAAAAAAAUGUUCUCUCUGUUCCUUUCCUACAGUGCAAACAUCCUCUUCAUCCCUCAUUUUCACUGCUCAUUCGUAAUCCAGAGUGUACCAUUUUCUCUGGAUUUGUAGUAUAAUGCUUUAGAACAAAAAGAUUUAUUUUACUCCAGAGAUCUAGCCACAGACUAAUAGUGAGUAAGAUGUGAAGCUUUCUGGAAUAGAACAUUGUACAGUCCCACUUGUGCUCUGUGUGACUUCCUUAAACAUCCUUGUAGUCAAGAGUUGGACCCCCCCCCCCCCCGAUACUUCCAUUUUAGAAAAAGUUGCCUUGAAUUAAUAAAAAAAAAGAAAACGAAUAGAUGAUCCUAAAAGAGAUCUACUUUAUCAUUUAAAAGUGAGACGCAUAUUUAAAUGCGCAUGUAUUUCACAAACGAAGCCUAAUAUAUGAAAGGGGUUUUUUUUUUUUUUUUUUUUUUGGACUGUAACUGUAGAAUUUUCUCAGCGGACAGACGUGCGAGUGCUGUGCAAAACUCGGCGUCUGGAGGAACAUAAGAACUGUGAACACUGUUGAAUGUGUUAGUGUUAGAAAUGUUACUCGGAACUUUUUCAGUAGAACCGAUGCUGAAGAAUACACUGAUCUUUAAUUCAUGAUCAUUUACGCCACUGGUUCUAUAACUUUAUGAUGCCCUUUCAAGACUUAAGGAAAAAAAAAUGUUGAGACUAUAUGAAUAUAAAUAUACAGGUGCAAUAAAGUUGUGGUUUAUUUUAUUUUUUUCUUUUGUGGAGGGGAAAAAAAAAACCCUAUUUCCUUUGGCCUUGAUUUCCAGGCUACUCCUACAAAUGUAUUUGUGAACAAAUAGCAAAAAAAAAAGUUUUUUCAUCAAAUUGUUCCAGUUAUUUUAACCAAUGUAUUAAGAUUUUAGUUAGUUUUCCAUGUUUGGGCUUAUAUAAGGUAGUUCAAGUAAAUUGACAAUUGAUGGAUUUGUAAUGUAAUGGUCCAAAUCAGGAAAAUGCAUAAAUACAAGUUGUAAUAAACACCAAUGGAAAUCUUAA
Messenger RNA from Hemibagrus wyckioides, 8920 nucleotides. RefSeq names its product ubiquitin specific peptidase 36 (gene usp36). NCBI's taxonomy places the organism in Eukaryota, Metazoa, Chordata, Actinopteri, Siluriformes, Bagridae. Gene Ontology annotation, cellular component: cytosol; nucleus. The record is from RefSeq and is a predicted model, not a curated record. Gene Ontology annotation, biological process: regulation of apoptotic process; protein deubiquitination. The transcript has 21 exons. Gene Ontology annotation, molecular function: cysteine-type endopeptidase activity; cysteine-type deubiquitinase activity. The coding region runs from base 3520 to 6966 and encodes 1148 amino acids.